Messenger RNA from Syzygium oleosum, 378 nucleotides. RefSeq lists its product as uncharacterized. The coding region runs from base 1 to 378 and encodes 125 amino acids. The transcript has 2 exons. Lineage: Eukaryota; Viridiplantae; Streptophyta; Magnoliopsida; Myrtales; Myrtaceae. The record is from RefSeq and is a predicted model, not a curated record.
AUGACUAGUAUGGAUAUUAGUCUCGCCCAGUCAGGACAUCAGCACAUACCCGCAGCACCCGAACCUUCAGUAGCUGAGCCUGACCCAGAGCCAGAGGAAUCACAGGCAGGGUAUAAUCCUAUGGAUGUGGAUCUAGGUACAAUGCUAGAGGAGGAACCCGGAGAAGAAGACCCCGAAGAAGAGCCUGAAGAGGCACCGGAAGAAGAACCCGAAGAGGAACCGGAAGGAGAUCCGGAAUUAGAACCAGAAGAGCAACCUGAGGAUGAGCCAGAGGAAGAGCGGAUUGAAGUUUCGCUAGAGUCGGGCGUCGUUUCCUGGGACGUCGCACUAGUUCGAUCAAAGAGGGAUGCCACGAGCUCGAUGAGGUUCGGGGCGUGA